AUGGUAGGCAAGCACCCACGGCCUCGAAUUGUGCCACUUCUCCAAGCAAAUCGGAAGUUCCAAGGAGAAUUCUCACCGGACACAUUUUCAUCAAUAUUUGGAAGGAUUUGCAUUAUGCUCUACCCUGCCGCAUACGACACUUCUUGGGCGCCGCUACUGUCAACUAUCCUAACACUGUAUUCUUGCGCACUAACGGCCGCUCUCUGUCUACGGCAGACUCUGCUCUCUACGGCGCUCGGCUUCCUUGCAAACGUUUAG
Molecule: messenger RNA, 258 nt
Organism: Somion occarium
Lineage: Eukaryota; Fungi; Basidiomycota; Agaricomycetes; Polyporales; Cerrenaceae
Source: the annotation of a GenBank genome assembly